AUGGCCAUUAUUCUGAAGCCAUGGACCAUCCUCUCCGCUCUUGUCUUGUGCCUUCUUCUUUUUCUGGGAACGUUAGUGGACGCAUACCCGCCCAAACCAGAGAACCCCGGGGACGAUGCUCCACCUGAAGAACUAGCCAAAUAUUACACCGCGCUCAGACACUACAUCAACCUCAUCACUAGGCAGAGGUAUGGGAGGAGAUCCACCACUGAGGGAGUUCUGUCAGAGCUGAUGUUUGGAGACAACAUGGAACGUGACCAGAGAUCAAGAUAUGAUGACUCGUACAUGUGGUGA
This is a messenger RNA of Chanos chanos (milkfish), 294 nucleotides long. It is a transcript of the gene pyya, whose product is annotated as peptide YYa. Gene Ontology annotation, cellular component: extracellular region. NCBI's taxonomy places the organism in Eukaryota, Metazoa, Chordata, Actinopteri, Gonorynchiformes, Chanidae. The coding region runs from base 1 to 294 and encodes 97 amino acids. The record is from RefSeq and is a predicted model, not a curated record. Gene Ontology annotation, biological process: neuropeptide signaling pathway; feeding behavior. Gene Ontology annotation, molecular function: neuropeptide hormone activity; neuropeptide Y receptor binding. The transcript has 3 exons.